CCAGGUGUACCUAAUAAACUGGCACCUCUUUGUACAGUGAUGGUAAAUUCCGUAAACUGCGACUCCCGUCGGUCCUUGCGUCAUUGUGUCAACAUGGCGCCUGUCUGCCGGACAAAAGGCGAAUCUGUUUGACGGUGGAUUGAAACCCAAUUAGAAACAGAGGAGACAUUUUGGGAAAACUGUCAGUGUCCGUGUGUCCCGGCGCCCCAAGGCAAAGGAUACAUGGUAACAUUAACAUCUGUGGAGGCUCUUAGACUGGAAUAUUAAGGAUGUUCCAGCAGUGUGAGGAGCCUCGUUUCACCAUUGAGCAGAUUGACCUCCUCCAGAGGCUACGGAGGACAGGUAUCACACAGGUGGAGGUCCUCCACGCCCUGGACACCCUGGACCACCUGGACCGCCAACAUGGACACAAGUUGACCCAUAAGCCUCCCUACAUGCCUCCCUCGUCUUCCUUGUCCUCUUCCAGCGCCGUCGUCGCCUCUUCUUCCACGACUUCCACCGCCACUCAGACAAGUUUCCCUAACAACCGACUCUCCCCGUCACCCAAUAACAACUUCGACACCGCCUCCCCGCUUCUACCGAUUCCAGUAGCAUCGCCUGUCGCCAUGGCAGCGGUAGUCCAGAACGGCCUAGUUGCUGUCACCAACGGGAAGCUGUCUCCUCCCCGGUUUCCUCUUGCUGUUGUGAGUGGCGGUGUCACAGCGCCAGGCUACGGGUUCGAGACCAGCGAAGAGGACUUAGAUGUUGAUGACAAGGUGGAGGACUUGAUGAGGAGGGACAGUGCUAUGAUCAAAGAAGAGAUUAAGUCCUUCCUGGCGAACAGGCGGAUCUCCCAGGCUGUGGUCGCUCAGGUAACGGGGAUCAGUCAGAGUCGGAUCUCCCACUGGCUCCUACAGCAGGGAUCAGACCUCAGCGAGCAGAAGAAAAGAGCCUUCUUUCGCUGGUACCAGCUGGAGAAAAGCAACCCUGGUGCCACUCUUGCUAUGCGAGCCGCCCCAUUGGCUCUGGAGGAGGUGAUGGACUGGCACCAAGCCCCGCCUCCAUUUGGCUCGGCCCCCGGGGGCUUCCGCCUGCGGCGAGGGAGCAGAUUCACCUGGAGGAAGGAGUGUCUGGCUGUUAUGGAGAGCUACUUCAUUGAUAACCAGUACCCCGAUGAAGCCAAGAGAGAGGAGAUUGCCACCGCCUGCAACGCUGUCAUUCAGAAACCAGGAAAGAAGCUGUCCGAUUUGGAGAGGGUAACAUCUCUGAAGGUCUACAACUGGUUUGCCAACCGCCGCAAAGACAUCAAGAGGCGUGCUAACAUUGAAGCAGCCAUCUUGGAGAGCCACGGCAUCGAGGUUCAGAGUCCAGGCGGUCAGUCCAACAGUGACGAGGUGGAUGGCAACGACUUCCCCGACCAGGGUUGUGAGGUGUCCUUAUUUGACAAGAGAGCUUCAGCAAGGCACUUUGGUUUCAGUCGAGCUGACCUGUCCUCUCCAACCCAGGUACCCACAAUGCUCCCCAGCUGGUUUUCUGCCCUGGGUAGAGGAGGCUUGUCUGGACAGAGAGGCACUUCUCUGAUUGGCCGAUCCCUUGUGUCGGGGUCCGGCCCUCAGGCAGAAGGUUCCAGAUUGACAGGCGUGUCCUGGUCUCCCCCCUCGCCCUCCCUCCAGGACGAACCUGCGCUGUCCGAGCCCCAGGACCCAAUCGGUUUGGAGAAGACGGAUGUCAAUCACAGCAACCAAGCCCUAGCCAAUCAGGUGGAUGCGGCAGGGCGCGGUAUUGGGAAUGACAUCAAGACGGAAACGCUGGAGGACGACUGAAAUGGGUGCUGGAUAUUGGAGUAGUCAGAGUGAUGAAUGGAACAGGAUCAGAGGUGUGUUAAUAUGCAAGCAGAUUUU
Perca flavescens (yellow perch) is the source of this 1880-nucleotide messenger RNA. RefSeq names its product homeobox-containing protein 1. The record is from RefSeq and is a predicted model, not a curated record. Bases 270 to 1802 code for a protein of 510 amino acids. Gene Ontology annotation, molecular function: double-stranded telomeric DNA binding. NCBI's taxonomy places the organism in Eukaryota, Metazoa, Chordata, Actinopteri, Perciformes, Percidae. Gene Ontology annotation, biological process: positive regulation of DNA-templated transcription. The transcript is spliced from 10 exons. Gene Ontology annotation, cellular component: nucleus.